UUUGAAAGCAUACGUAUAAUUUCUAACAUGUAAUCAUAAAAAAUGGGCGAAGAAAGCACCCAAUUUGCAAGUGGAACUUGGACAUGGGAUGAUCUUACAAAUGAAUUAACUUUUCAGAGCGCCAAUCAGGACGAUCAACAAGGCACCGCACAGGGUCAAACUGCGACAAAAGUUGUCGUUCAAAGUGCAUUCGAAGUGAAAUUUCGAGACACAGUGGACAAUGUCGAAAAAAUAAGAUUCAGAAGACGUUUCCAAAGAAAAGCUAAAAUAGGAACGACAAGUUAUAUUAUUCUUCAAGACAUAAAGGACGUUGUCCUUUUUCUUGCUUCCCCGAAAGACUUAACGACCAAAUUUAUACGAUUUUUUCACACACAAACGGUGGAUUCAUUUUUAAGAGCAGCAAUGGUAUACUUUCAGUAUUAUAUUCAGGUGUGGGAAACUUUAGUUGAUAGAAGAGAAGAAGCAAAACGUAAAAUACCGCACUUAGGAGUAAAAGGGAUACUAGGAACUUUAAGUGAUGAAUUAUCCUGUUUGCGCUGUGUAUUGGCUCGUGAGUAUACGUGUAUGUUAACUGGAGCAGGUGAAAUGUUAGAAUUUCAUCACAUGGGCAGCAUGCGAACCAAAUCAUUAACUGGCAAAGAGCGGUAUCUUUUUGAAGUUCUUUUGUGUAUUACAAUCAGAGUUAUUUGGAUUGGGAUGCAGAGAAAAUAUUUAAAUCUUAUUGAACGAGAGCUAAACAGGCUAAUCCGUGGGAAGCUUUUUAAUAUUAUUCAGCACAGAGAUAUUCGUUUAGGAAUAGCUUUAGAAAAGAGCAAAGAAGAAGACAGGGUGUUAGACGGAAAAUAUUGUGUCGACGAACGGAAGCUGUACCACAGAUCACCCCUGGCACAAGAGCUAAUACUAGCAGAGCACGAUUAUCGACUACUUGGAAUUGGAGUUAAAAACUUCACCCCGAAAGAUGAAUUAGUUAAAUACCUCGAAAUAGCAUUUUCUGCACCAGAAACAGUACUUUUUGAAAAGGGGAUUCAAGUAGGCAUUCUGGGUAUGCCCUCUAAAUGUUUCGAUGCAAUGCUUUACUAUAGAGGGAAAACAAGCAUUGAUGAAAAGAGAAAUUUUCACAUUCCAACCUACACUUCAGUAAGAGAUGAAGAAGUAAUAGAAGAAUUUCCCACCGAAAAGCCACUUUAUGAAGACAGUCAAGAAAGAAAACUGAUAAGACAGAAACAGUGUGAUUUAUGGGUCACCCAUGUUAAAACGAGUCAAUCAGGAAAAGCAAAAGACGCUAUUCCUUCUGUUACAGUCAUUUCAACAGCGAGUACCUUAACUAUUUAAAUUAUGUGUAUUCUCUUGCAAAAUUUUUUGUGACUGAAUUGAAUCGUUUUGAAAUAUGUGUACUAAUCAUAAAUAAUAAAUACUGUAAC
Messenger RNA from Agrilus planipennis (emerald ash borer), 1421 nucleotides. RefSeq names its product protein phosphatase 1 regulatory subunit 36-like. The transcript has 7 exons. Gene Ontology annotation, biological process: negative regulation of phosphatase activity. Lineage: Eukaryota; Metazoa; Arthropoda; Insecta; Coleoptera; Buprestidae. Gene Ontology annotation, molecular function: phosphatase binding. Bases 43 to 1332 code for a protein of 429 amino acids. The record is from RefSeq and is a predicted model, not a curated record.